AUGGUGUAUGGUGAUUUGGGUUGUGAGAUUGAACAUGUUCUUCAGUUAUCUGUUGUUUCUUUUGUGGCAAUUCAGUUGCAUUUAGGUUUCAAAAUGGUAGCACAAGAAUUCACUGUGGAUUUAGAUAAGCCUCUUGUCUUCCAGGUUGGCCAUCUUGGAGAAGCUUAUCAAGAAUGGAUUCACCAACCUAUUGUCAGCAAGGAAGGCCCACGAUUCUUUAAAAGUGACUUCUGGGAGUUUCUUACAAAAAACGAGUGGUAUUAUAUUCCAUCAAUUUGGCUCCCAGUUGUAUGUUGGUAUACUUCAAAGUCAUUCAAGAUGGGGCUUUCACUUCCUCAAAUAGCAAUAAUACUUGUUUUGGGUAUUUUCAUUUGGUCAUUCAUGGAAUACAGUCUUCAUCGUUUCCUUUUUCACAUCCACACCAAGAGCUAUUGGGGCAACACCCUUCAUUAUCUUCUUCAUGGUUGUCAUCACAAACACCCUCAGGAUGGAUUACGCCUUGUUUUCCCUCCCACUGCAACAGCAAUUCUCUUGGUGCCAUUAUGGAAUGUGUUGAAACUGAUAUCCACACCUACUGUUACUCCUGCUUUGUUUGGAGGUAUUUUACUUGGUUAUGUGAUGUAUGAUGUCACACAUUACUAUGUGCACCAUGGUCAGCCAAAAAGCCAAGUUCCUAGAAGUCUCAAGAAAUAUCACUUAAACCAUCAUUUUCGGAUCCAAAACAAAGGAUAUGGCAUAACAUCUUCUCUUUGGGACAAAGUGUUUGGAACAUUGCCUCAAACCAAAUCAGCUGAGAAAGAAAGGAAGCAAAUGAAGAUGCAGUGAAUGAUGAUGAAUCAUAAUAGUAGGUUUCCAUCUGGUCAAGUCAACGUUCUUUGAGACAUGAGACAUGAUUUAGUAUAUUUUAGCAUGGUUUUGAAUGUAAUUUUACCUUGAAAUUUAUGUGGGUUUUGAAAUUAUUUAUUUAUUUGGUCAUUGUAAGUCGUGUCUUGUUUCGUAUUCUCAUUAGAAAGUCAUGGGAGAAAGAGUAGGUGUCUUGUCAGUUGUCAUCAACAAUAAAUAGAGGGAAGAGGCCAAAACUCAAAACUCAAAAGUCAAAAGCAUGUGGUGUGUAUAUUCUGCCUUUUGGUAAAAGGAAGUUGCUUCAUGAGUUUGUUCUUAUUGAAAUGAUGGGUUUUGCAUCAAUGGUGGGUUUUGGGAUGAAGACGAAUUAACAUAAUUAAUUUUUUUUGGUUCAGAUGUUAGGUGAUUGUGUUGGUUUGUUAUUUGUCAUAAUUUAUUGAAAGUUUGUUUAUGGUGUUCCAUGUGUUUAUAAUGUAUUGUGUUGCCUUUGACAUGAUUCAACCCAUUUUUUUUUUAAUGUAAAACGUGACUGUUGAAGAUAUUCUAGAG
Messenger RNA from Lactuca saligna, 1392 nucleotides. The record is from the annotation of a GenBank genome assembly. Lineage: Eukaryota; Viridiplantae; Streptophyta; Magnoliopsida; Asterales; Asteraceae.